AUGUCUACUCCUCGAUUCCUUAAACAAUUACAAGAAUUUUUAUCAUCAAAGAAGGAUUUCUCAAUUGUUUAUAAUACAUCUGCUUCAUUUAUAAAUCCAAAUACUCAACGUGUUUGUGUGUUAGAUUCAUCUUUUAAUCCCCCACAUUUGGGUCAUUAUGCUUUAGUUGAAGAAAGUUUAACAAAGAAUUAUGACAAUAUUCCUAUGAAGAAUAAAGCCGUGUUAUUAUUGUUAUCGGUGAAGAAUGCUGAUAAGAUACAUCCAAAACCAGAAUCAUUUGAAACAAGAUUAGAAUUAAUGUAUAUCAUGGCUAAUCAAUUGGCUAGAAAGUAUCCGGUGAAUAUAGCAAUUGGCUUAACAAAUCAUGCUAAAUUUGUUGAUAAAUCAUUGUCAGUGCUUAAUUAUAUCAAAGAAACUGAAAAUUCCCAUAGUCCUGAUAUAAAAUUGACAUUUUUGGUUGGAUUUGAUACUUUGAUUCGAAUUUUUAAUCCAAAAUACUAUUUACCAGAUAAAUUGACCAAUAGUUUAGAGCAAUUCAUGAAGAAUACUGAUUUGUUUUGUUUAACAAGAACAGAUGAAACAUUUACUCAUGAUCAACAAUCAAAAUAUGUUGAUGAUAUUAAAAGUGGAAGUCAUGAAGAUAUUCCUUCACAUUGGUCAGAUAAUAUUUAUUUGUUGGAAAAUAUUGGAAAUAAUAACAGAAUAUCAACAAUUAGUUCUUCUGCAAUUAGAGAUUGUAUUAAACAUCAAGACGAAAUUUGGAAAUCUGAAGUUUUACCAGAUGUUACCGAAUACAUUAUACAAGAGAAUUUAUAUAAGCAUUAA
Candida tropicalis MYA-3404 is the source of this 825-nucleotide messenger RNA. Its product is annotated as nicotinamide-nucleotide adenylyltransferase. The transcript has a single exon. Gene Ontology annotation, cellular component: nucleus; cytoplasm. Gene Ontology annotation, molecular function: nicotinamide-nucleotide adenylyltransferase activity; ATP hydrolysis activity. Lineage: Eukaryota; Fungi; Ascomycota; Pichiomycetes; Serinales; Debaryomycetaceae. The record is from RefSeq and is a predicted model, not a curated record. The coding region runs from base 1 to 825 and encodes 274 amino acids.